Messenger RNA from Sapajus apella (tufted capuchin), 4570 nucleotides. Its product is annotated as zinc finger protein 37A-like. Gene Ontology annotation, biological process: regulation of DNA-templated transcription. The transcript has 2 exons. Lineage: Eukaryota; Metazoa; Chordata; Mammalia; Primates; Cebidae. The coding region runs from base 3814 to 4245 and encodes 143 amino acids. The record is from RefSeq and is a predicted model, not a curated record.
GCAACUUUGCUGAAACCAUUUAUUAGCUCAUAUAUAUUUUGUGGAUUUGAUAAAUAAUGUUAUCUGCAAAUAGAAUAGUUUUACUUCUGCCUUUCAAUUUGAAUGUCUUUUAUUUCUUUUUCUUGCCUAUUUGCUAUAGCUAUAGCUUCUAAUAUAGUGUUGAAUUGCAGUGGUAAAAGCACUAUCCUUUGCCUGUUCAUGAUCUUCUUGGGGAGUGGGGAGAUCUUUUAGUCUUUCACUAUGGAGUAUGUUCCCUGUGAGUUUUUCAUAUGUGCACUUUAUUAUGUUGAAGAACUUUGCUUCCGUUCCUUUGUUUUCUGAGUUUGGUUAUCCUCAAAUGGUACUGGAUUUUGUACUUUUUUCUGCAUCAAUUGAUAUGAUCACAUGUUUAUUCAUUUGUUUUAUUAAUGUGUUGUCUUACACUGAUUAAUGUUCUUAUAUCGAACCACUCUUGCAUUCCUAGGAUAGAUCCAACUUGGUCAUAGUAUGUAAUAUUUUUAAUAUGCUGCCAAAUUUGGUUUUGCUAGUAUUUUAUUGAGAAUUUUUUGCAUCUGUAUUCAUAAGGAAUAUUAGUCUGUAAUUUUAUUUUCCUGUGAAGUCUUUAUCUGGCUUUGGUAUCAAGGUAAUGCUGGCUGGCACUGUAAAACUCAGAGGAAUGAGUUAGGAAGUAUACCCUUCUAAUUUUGGAAAUGUUUGAGGAAGAUUAGUAUUACUUCUUUAAUUUGAUAGAAUUAAGCGGCGAAGUCAUCUUGCCCUGGAUUUUUUUUUUAUUUAGGCAGUUUUUAAAAAAAAUUACUGAUUGAAUCUCUUUAGUGGUUAUAAGUAUGUUGAGAUUUUAUAUUUCUUCUUGAGUCAGUUUCAGUAAUGUGUGUCCUUCUAGGAAAUGUGUCUAUUUAAUUGAGUUACUUAACUUAUUAGUGUAUAGUUGUUCAUAGUAUUCUCUUAUAUUCCUUUUUUCUUUUUGUAAUGUCACUUUAAUUUCUGAUUUUAGUUCUUUGCAUCUUUUUUCUUUAGUCAAUCUAGAUGAAAGCUUAUGAAUUUUGUUCUAUUUAAGAAUCCGUUUUUAGAUUUAUUGAUUCUCUGUAGCUUUCUAUUCUCUGUUCGCUUACCUUUGCUCUAAUAUGUAUUAUAUCUUUUUUUCUGCUAGCUAUGGAUUUAGUUUGAUCCUUCUUUGCUAGCUGCUGAAGGUAUAAAGUUAUUGCUUUCUUUUUGAAAAUAGGCAUUUAUUGCUACAAAUCUCUCGAUAGGCAUGCUCUUGGUUGCAUCCCAUAAGUUGUGACAUAGACUCUUUACCUUUUCACCCAUUUUUAAGUAUUUUUAAGUUUCCUUUGUGGUUUCUUCUUUGAUCCAUUAAACGUUGUUUAAUAUCCAUGUUAAUAAACUUUUUCACUGUUACUCAUUUUGAGCUUUAUCCUAUUAUGGUCAGAAAAGAUAUUUUUAAUGAUUUCAGUCUUUUAAAUUUACUGAGAUUUAUUUUGUGCCCUAAUCUAUGGGCUUCCCUGUAGAAUGUUUUUUGUACACUUGAGAAGAAUGACUAUUCUACUAUUGGUAGGUAGAGCAUUCCACAUACUUCUCUUAGGCCUAUUUGGUUUAUACCAUUAUUCAAUUACUCUGUUUUCCUAUGAAUCUUUUGUCUGGAUAUUCUGUCCAUUAAUGAAAGCAGAGUAAUGAAGCGUCCAGCUAUUAUUACAGAACUCUGUAUUUCUUCAUUUAAAUCUGUGAAUUCCUGAAAUUAGAACACUGAUUUCUCUUUCAUUAAGUAGUUCCCUUAAGACAAACUAUGUUCUCUUAUAGAGGAUUGAUGUUUUGGGAGUUAUAUUUCUUGGUUGGCUUUACUUUGAAUGUAACUGUCCAUAUGGUCUAUGUAUAGAACUGGUUAAAAAAAAGUCCCUCACUUUCCAGAGGUGGCUGCUUAUUAGUUUCCAUCUUCAUGAACUGUGAGGUGUCUAAAGAGUAAGGCCCACCAAGGUGCCCUGGAAGUUAGGUACUUUGUCAGUCAUUGAUCCUCCUACCUUGCCUAACCCCUAACCCUGGUUCAAGGUUUAGAGCUGCACUGUCUCUGGCUAUGGUUGGAAGCCACCACUCCUGCACCUUCUAUACUUGUAUAAGUGACAGGAACCCUGCCUCUAGUUUCUCAUAUCUGAUACUAUCUACUGAUAUCUUCCAGAAAUUAUAUAAUUGUCUUUUUUGGUAUAUAUUAUUUGCACAUUUAUUGUUUAUGUUCCUUCCACUCAUAUUUUUGCAGGCAUCAGAGGUAGAUAUGUGUUUGAGGUUCACCAUCUUUAAAUGGAAGUGUCAGUUAUUUUUGAAACUGUGUUCUCUCUUAUUUUCUAUUACUCUGGAAUGUCUCCUGGUGCCAUUCUCACAUUUUUGUAAAUUCCUUUUCAGCCUUUAUGGCCUAUGUUUCUUUUUCUUGCCAGCCACUUAUAUAUUUGUAUUCCCUUAAAUUCUGUGUUGGUAAUUUUUUUCCUCCAUCUUUGUCUCCUUUGUGAAUAUCUGAUCACUGGUGGCCCCUGUGACACAGAGUUGCCAUUUUCACCCAUAUCCUUAUUUCCAUGCUGGAUCUCUUUCCUGAGCUUCAGAAUAAUCUCUGUAGCCUUCUACUGGACAUGCUCACUUCCAUGACAUGAAGCCAUUCCUAGAGCUGCAUGACCUCCAUGUGACUUAUUGUCACUCUGCAAUUCCCCCCUCCCCCAACCUCCUGGUUCUACUUUCUAGACCUAAGGCCUCUAUGCGGACCCUCUGGAAGUCACCCUUCCUCUCUUCCUUUGACUAGUGAAUUCUCUCUUCCACAUCUCCACUGUUGCCCCUUAAUAUAGACAGUCUACCUCUAAUGCUGCUCUCCAGCACAGUCUCCACUCUACUUGGGUGGCAUUACUUCCUCGGUGAAAAUGGAAUUAUGUUACAGGGAUUCAGGUGUGUAUUUCAAUUCACCAUCAACUUCUGCUAUUCACAUCAAUGAUCUGGUGUUGGGGGAGCAGGGAGCCUAUGGCCUAAAGGAAGUGUGCAAGAUAAUUGGGUAUAUGUCAUAUACUGCCAGUUCCUUAGGGAAUGGGAAAAAAAUAUCAUCAUGCCUAUUUAUAUUUUUAUCUAAAAAAUAAGAACAAAAUUAAGCUGUCCUUAUAUGUGGGUUGACUGUAUUUUAUUUACUUUAUAAAUAAAUAUAAAUAAAACUAGUUGCUAAAAAUUUUUUACAGAUUAGAUGAGUGAUAAAUAAUUGGAGAACACUAACAGUAUUAAAGCCAAGAAUAUUUCCUAGUCUCCCUCAUCUCCCAUGCCUCUGCAACCUUUACCUCAUCACAGGUCAGACAUGCCCUCUUAUCCUGUUAAGCAAUUCCAUUGACUUGCCACAUAUUUUUUUCAGGUUUUUAACAUUUCCUUAAGUUUUUGUUAUAUGUUUGCAAAGGAACUAAAGUUUUAACACUUUAGUGAAAUCUAAUACGUUGACACACUCUUACCUUUUUUGCACAAAAAAAGGUUUUGCACAGAACCUUUUUAUGAUCCAUCUGUGCUGCACGUAUCUGUGGUAUGAAUCUUUUAAGUUCUGUGGUGGGUAUGCCUCUGUAUGUAUGUUUCCUCAUUAGAAGAUAUAUUCUUUUCUUGUAAGGAAGAGUCUUGUAUUCUAAUUGGAAUACUCAGAAACUAAGAAACCUGUAAGCACAUGUGGGCACUAAAUAUUUUUCCAUUAAGUAAUAAAUUAAUGCACCAACAGGAUAUUUCUACUAUGAUUUUUUACCCACAAUGUAUAACAUAAAACAACAUGUGUCAUGGAGGCCCUUUAUAACAUUUUCUGUUUAAUUUUCAACAAUAAAAAUGGUAAGAAUUAGUCCCCAAACAUCUUUCUUCACAUCACCUGAUUCUGAUCACUUGAAACUGAGCAGAACUGUGAUUUUCCAGGGACCAGUGUCAUUUAGGGAUGUGAGUGUGGGUUUUACUCAAGAGGAGUGGCAGCAUCUGGACCCUGCUCAGAGGACCCUGUACAGGGAUGUGAUGAUGGAGAACUACAGCCACCUUGUCUCAGUAGGGUAUUGCAUCCGUAAACCGGAAGUAAUCCUCAAGUUGGAGAAAGGCGAGGAGCCAUGGAUAUUAGAGGAAAAAUUUCCAAGCCAGAGUCAUCUGGGUGAGUUAGUAUGUGCCAGAUGGAAUUUAAAGGAAGGUAGAUCACAAAGGGUAAGUUCAGAUAAUAAGACCAUUGAAAUAUUCUUCAGGAAUCAUGUUUUAGAGGCUCCAGACCUUUACAAGUAACAUGUUGACAAGACUCAAAUAUCCAGUGGCUUUGAAUCACCCAGCAUCUCCCCGUAUCACUUCCGUACACCAUCCUGUAUUUUUUUAACUGGUAUAAAUUAUUUAGAGUUAACUCACAGCUUAAUAAAAUUUUAUACACACACACACACACACACACACACACACCCAUCACUGAGAUGAAUAUAUAUGAAUAUAUGUAUCAUUGAGAGUGAUUUUUCAUUACCCCUACGAAAACUCCCUGGUGUCCUCUUCCCGGUAAAGAAUAUCCUUCCUUCUAGAAAAUAUUAAAUAUUACUAUAAGGACACAGGCACACAAAUGUUCAUU